AUGUUUAGAUUAGCGUCAGCGACGUCCUCGGCUCUUAGUCGUGGCGUAAACAGACGCCUUGUUAGAUCUGUUUCAUACCUUCUUCCUUCCAUCUCCACCUUGGAGAACAUCAAACUUGCCAAUAAAGGAUUUGAAGGUCUAUUCACUGCCGAGACCUUGGACCAGCUCUGGUUCCAGCAGGGCCAAGCCAUUAUCGAUAAACUCAACUCUGAACUCAACCUGAAAGUUAUUGCUAAUGCUCCAGCAGACUUGGCUGGUUUAAUCACCUUGAGCUUCAGUAAUCCUGACUUACAAGACAUCUAUGAAGAGGCUCUGAAAUUGCACAACUUGCAAUUCGUUAUGGAAUCUAUAAGUCCUCUGGGUGCCAAUGCUAUCGGAAAACCUGAUGCUCUGGCUCUUCUAGAAACACCAACCACCAAGACAGAGUUCACCAAUGAACCUACACAAGCUGAAUUAAGAGAAUGGAUCAUAGACUCUUUCGGUUCUAUUGCCGAGUUCAGAGCGCUUUUGCUCAACAGUGCCAAAGGUAUCAAAGGUAAUGGUCUUACUUGGUUGGUUGCACAGGCCACAUACUCUGAAACCGCCAGGAAGGCCAGUUCAGGCAUUUCAUCGCCAGAGACUUCAUUCAAUAAGUUGGCUGUGAUGAACACUUACAACGCCGGUACUAUCGAUGAUACCCUCCGCUCGGGCCAAAUUACAAAAUUGAAAGAGCAAGAACAGGCUAAGAAGGAGGCUCUUAAGAAGAGACAACAGGAGAGACUGGAAAUAGAGGGCACCGAAGUUGAACCAGAAGCUGAAGUUGAAUCUCAGGCUUCCAAGCAGGACGCUAACUUCUUGGGUACUAUUGAAGAGGCAGAAGAAGCCUUCUCCUUCAGUGAUAGAAAGCUUAUGCCUCUUUUGGCCAUUGAUGCAUCCAUGAAAUUCUACGUUCCAGACUACGGUGUGUUUGGUAAGGCCAAAUACUUGGACAAUGUGUGGGAUUGCAUUAACUGGGACGUUGUGGCUACCAGAACACCAAAGCGUUUCAAGCCAUCCAUCGCCUUCGAUAACUGA
Molecule: messenger RNA, 1053 nt
Organism: Candidozyma haemuli
Lineage: Eukaryota; Fungi; Ascomycota; Pichiomycetes; Serinales; Metschnikowiaceae
Product: mitochondrial 37S ribosomal protein mS43
Exons: 1
Coding region: 1-1053 (350 amino acids)
Biological process (GO): superoxide metabolic process
Molecular function (GO): metal ion binding; superoxide dismutase activity
Source: RefSeq, a predicted model, not a curated record